AUGGUGUUUCUGGUCCUGGUCUUCCUUGCAACUGCUUGUGUGUGCUGGCUGGGAGUGGCACUGUGGGUGAUCUGUAGACAGCUUUUCACCGAAUACAUCCCCAAAGACAUUGGCCACCCAGUGAAAUUGAGGAUUUUCAGUUCUGUUUUCCAGCUGGCAUUAACAUGGGGAAGAAUUCUUGAGAAACUAAGAAUCUGUUCUGCACCCCAAUUUGUCUGUUUCUUACACGAUCUAUGCCCCUUAAAAAAGGAUGCACGUGUUAUGGUCACAGAUCUUCACUUUGGAACAAUCCCUGUGAAGCUGUACCAACCCAGGGCAGCUUGUGACACACCCAGGACCGGCAUUGUCUUCUACCAUGGUGGUGGGACCAUCCUGGGGAGCUUGAAAAUUUACAAUGACAUCUGCCUACGCUUGUGCAAGGAGAGUGGCUCUGUGGUCCUGUCCGUUGGAUACCGGAUGUCACCCAAGUACAGGUUUCCAGUCAUGCUAAAUGACUGCACUGUGGCCACCAUCCACUUUCUGAAGUCGCUGAACAUGUAUGGGGUAGAUCGGGCUCGAGUGGUGCUGUGUGGGGACAGUGUGGGUGGGUGGGCGGCAACUGAGCUUUGUAAACUCCUCCGGAACCAUCCAGGCCUACCCCGCAUCCGGGCUCAGAUCCUGAUCUAUGCCGCCCUGCAAGCAGUAGAUUUUCAGAGUCCCUCCUUCCAGCAGAAUCACAACAUCCCGUUCCUCACCUGGGACAUGAUCUUUGACUGCUGGUCUUGUCACCUGGCUAUCAGCUCUGGGUGGAAAAGCACCAUCAAGAAAGGGACCCAUUUGUCUCCCGAAUUCUGGAAGAAAUACAGUAAGUGGUUGGGCCACGAAAACAUCCCUGAGAGGUUUAAGAAACGAGGCUAUCGGCCCAUAGUCCCUGGGCCUGUGAAUGAAGAUGCUUACCUGGAGACAGCUAUGGCUAGGAGUGAAACCUGCACGCCCAUCAUCACCCCCGAUGACAUCCUGUCUCAGCUCCCGGAGGCUUGCAUUGUGAGCUGCGAGUAUGACCUGCUCCGGGACCAUUCACUCUUGUACAAGAAGAGGCUGGAAGACCUGGGGGUACCGGUGACCUGGCACCAUAUGGAAGAUGGUUUCCAUGGGGUGUUCAACACCCUUGGCUUUGGCUGCUUAGAAUUUCCCUGCUCCUUGAGAAUUUUAAAUUUGAUUGUCCAUUUUAUCAAGGGGUUAUAA
This is a messenger RNA of Dipodomys spectabilis (banner-tailed kangaroo rat), 1224 nucleotides long. Its product is annotated as arylacetamide deacetylase-like 3. Lineage: Eukaryota; Metazoa; Chordata; Mammalia; Rodentia; Heteromyidae. The record is from RefSeq and is a predicted model, not a curated record. The transcript has 4 exons. Bases 1 to 1224 code for a protein of 407 amino acids. Gene Ontology annotation, molecular function: hydrolase activity.